Messenger RNA from Pedinophyceae sp. YPF-701, 4215 nucleotides. NCBI's taxonomy places the organism in Eukaryota, Viridiplantae, Chlorophyta, Pedinophyceae. The record is from the annotation of a GenBank genome assembly.
AUGCGCGGGGCCAAAGGGUACGUGCGCCAGCAGCUGGCCAAGGCGCGCGGCGACGGGGAGCUGCCUGACGACCGCCUCACGCCUCAGGAUGGCGUUAUCCGGCCGCGCGUGCUGGCUCGCAACGGUAUCCCCGAGACAGCGGAUGGCGUGGCGUACCUGUCGACGCAGAAGCUCGCCGUGUGCUCCUGCGCCGACGGAUGGAUGAAGGUCGUCGGGCGCGACGGCGUGGAGGCCACGCUGCCCUGUCCCUCUGGGCCCGGGGCGACUUCCCACCUCCUCGCGGUGCCCGGGCGCUCCUUGGUCCUCCGCGUCACCAAGCUCAACCAGGUCGAGCUCUGGUCGCUCGAGGCCGAGAGCGCCCACGCGGGCCCCCGCAGCAGCGCCCCGCUGCAGGUCACGCCGCCGGGCGGUGGCACCAUCACCGCCGCGUGCGCCCUCCCCGGCGCGGACUUCGCGGCCCUCGGCUCCUCCGACGGCUCCGUGCUCGUCCUGCGCACCACCGCGCCGGCCCCCGGCGGCCCCACAGAGCCCUCCCUGCGGCUGUGUCCCCUGACGAUUGGCCCCCGCGACGGCGGCCCGGACGGGCCCGUCGCGGCGCUCGCCGCGCAGCCUGGCGCGACCUUCGCGCGGCUGCUCAUCGCCCGCGCCGCCGGCGCCUGCGUCUGGGACUGGUUCGAGCGCAAGGCGUGCGCGACGGCGGCGUACUCGCGCUCGCCCGGCACCGCGGCGGACAUGGCGGCGGCGACCGCGGCGGGCACGAUUCUCUCCGCGUGCUGGGCCAGCCAGGCCGGCGAGCUCUUCGCGACGGGCCACGCGUCCGGCGCGGUGCUGCUGUGGCGCAUUCCUGCGUCCGCCGGCCCCGGCUUCGCCCCGGCGCGCUCGCCACCGCCGUGCAGCCUCGAGCGCAAGGUCUCCUUCGCCGCGGACCCGCGGGGCGGGCUGGCGCCGGUCACGUGGCUCGGGUACGUCGGCGGGCCGUUCGCCACGCUCGUGGCGCGCGGGGGGCACCCGGCGGGCCAGCCCGAGUGCCUGGUCGUCGCGCCGUCGUGCGGCGAGGGCGAGCCCGGGGAGGUGGCGCCGCCGCUGCCGGCGUCGCUCCCGUGGAUGGGCGACCUGCGCGGCCUCGACCUGAUUCUCCCCAGCGGGUGCUUCCAUGUGUACCAGGGCGGCUCGCUGGGGGCGCUGGCGCUGGCGGAGGGCGGGCAGCUGCUGGCGUACGACUUCUCGGACCCGCAGGGCGCGCCCGCGCUGCUGUCGCUGUCGCUGCAGUCGCGCCCGCCGGUGACGGCCGCCGUCCUGGCCACCACGCCGCCGCUGCUGCUCAACCCUGAGAGCCCCGUGUGGCCCGGCGGCGCGCCGCAGAACGCCGCGGACAUGCUGGAUACGUCGGACAUCGAGGACGCGUUCCCGGGGCUCGCCGCGGCGGUCGAGGUGGGCGACGUGUGCCGGGCCGGGAGGCAGUCGGUGGCGCUGGACGGCAGGGGGGGUUCCGGGCUGCUGCGCCGCGAGUCGCUGCUGCAGGGCGGGCUGCCGGCGAGCGAGGAGGACUGCGACGCGGAAGGCGUGCCGGAGUGUCUGUACGUGACGGGCCACCGCGACGGCGUGGUGCGGGCGUGGGACGCCCGCAAGCAGGCGCUGGCGCAGGCGAUGGCGCUCGCGCCGCCGGAGAUGCCUGGGCGGCGCGCGGCGGGUCCGGUGUCGGCGGUGGACGCGUGCCUGAUGUCGGGCCUGAUCGCGGCGGGGCACGACUCGGGGUGCGUGAGCGUGUUCCAGUGGCACGGCAAGAGGGAGGGGUUCGCGUGCGUUGCCGCGACAGCGCCGCUGGAGGGCGACGGGUCGGCGGUGACGGCGGUGACUGUGGCGUCGGCGCUCGGCAUGGUGGUCGCGGGGCAGCGGUCGGGGCGCGUGACGGCGCACGACGUCGUGGGGUCGUGCGCGCCGGUGUGGACGGUGUGGCAAGGGCACGGGUCGGUGUGCGGGCUGUGCGUGACGCCCGCGAUCGUGCCGGCGGGCGGGCGCGAGAACGGGGACGACGGCGGGCGGCGGGGCGUGGUGCGGCACCCGGUGGCGGUGGUGCUGACGCAGGGGUCGGGCGUGGGCGUGCUGGACAUGGACACGGGCGCGCAGGUGGGCGCGUGGUGCAAGCCGAAGAACGCGAGCACCGCGGUGGGCAUGGCCGGGCUGGACGCGGACGGCGGCGUGCUGGGCGCGCUCGCUGCGCCGCCAGAAGUCAUGCGGUGCCUCGAGUGGCAAGCCGCGGCCGCGGCGACGGUCGUGAGCGAGGCGUGCGACGCAGCGGUCGCGGACGUGGGUGCGGCCGUGCUGAAGCAGCCGUUCCGGCAGAGCGCGGGGGCAGGGGUGGUGUCGGGCGGGGAAUUGAGCGGCGACGAAGAUGACGGGAGCUCUGCGUCCGGCGACGAGAGCGACGACGACGACGAGCUGCUCGCCGAGGCCGUGGAGGCCGUGGAGGCCGUGGAGGCCGAGGCCAUGGAGGACAUGAAGCGCCGCAAGAAGGCGCGCCGGCGACAGAAGGUCCAGGAGCUCUCGGGCGCGGUGCUGAAACACGCCUCGUCGAACAUCAAGGCCGCGGCGCGGGGGCUCGGGCGCGGGAUCGAGCUGGUGGUGGACCCGAUACAAAGGGGCAUCCGCGCCGUCGGGGCGAAAGAGAACGCCCCGGGGGCCGGCGGGCCCUCUGCGGGCGCCGCGCCGCUCGCCAGCGACGCCAGCGCGCUGAUGGGCGCGCCCGCCACGCGGGUCGCGGCGGCCACCGGGGACGUGGGCCCGUGCGUGUGGGAUGGCACGCCGCGCUGGGGCGCGGUCGGGCCGGGCUGCGUGGCCCCCGCGGCCGCCACGUCCGGGCUCCUCCCGCAGCUCGACCCGCUGCAGCCCGCGUCGACGCGCCUCGCGGCGGCGGAGGCGCUGCUCGCGUUCCCGACGUGCCAGUACGUGGCGGCGGUGUCGGACAGCGCCGUGCGGGUGUAUGCGACGCUCGGCGUGGUGCGGGGCCACCGCGGCGCGCUCGCGAAGGCGUACGUGGACCCGCCGUGCGAAGGCGCGCGUGCGGUGGCCACGGCGCGGGGUCCCGCGCUGCUGUGCUUCUCGUCGCGCAGCGCCGACGCGACGGCGUACGCGCUCCCGGGCCUGACGCAGCUCCACAGCGGCGCGCUCUCCGGCGGGCGCUCGCGGGACGCGUGGGGCGCGCGGGGCGGCACCGCGGCGGUCGCGCCCGACGCAUCGCACGGCAUCCUGCUGGACAGGGGCGGCGGGGCGCUGCGCGUCGAGGUCCUCGCCGCGCCCCGCACGCGGCUCCCGCCCCCGCAGCAGCUCGUGGACCCCGAGAUUGCGACGGCAGUGGAGGCGGCGAUGGCGGCGCAGCUCGACACCACGGCGGUCGCGCCGGCUCCGGCGCCGCAGCCGGCGACGACGACGGGCCGGUGGUUCGGGCGGGUGUUCAGCGGCGCGGCGGCGCCGGAGCGCGCGCCGGCGCGGUCUGCGGCGGACCUGGAUGCGCUGUUGACGCGGGCGGGCGCGGGGCCGCUGGCGGCGUCGGCGUCGACGCAGCGGCGGUGGGAGGAGGACGCGGAGUGGGAUCAGGUGGGUCUGCGGCACCGCCCCAAGAUCAGUUUCUUCGACGGCGGCCCGCGGCAGGAGGCGCUCGACUUCGCGGCCGCCGUGGACGAGGACGGCAUCAUCGAGGACGACGGCGGCUCCGACGUCGAGCCCGCCGCCAGCGCCUCGGACCGCGACGACUCGCCCCCGCCCGGCGACGCGCGCCCCGCCUCGUCGUCGAGCCGCCGCAACCUCGUGUCGCGCAGCAAGGCCGGCGCCGGCGCGGCGGGGCGCUUCCUGAAGCGCCUGAUCCCCGCGGGCGGCAGCGGCGCCGCGGGCGUCGGCGGCCGCGAGGCGUCGCGGGCGAGCGCGGAGGCGGGCGCGGUGCGCGGCAACGGUCCGGUGCGCGCGCGGACGGUGGACGAGAUCCGCGCCAAGUACGGGCACGCGGCGCGCGGGGGCGAGGGCGGCGCGCUGGCGGGGCAGCAGUCGGCGGUGGCGCAGACGCGCGCGGUGAUGGAGCAGAACGUGGCGGCGGCGCAGGAGCGCGGGGAGCGGCUGGGGCGGCUGCAGCAGCGGACGGCGGAGAUGCACGAGGACGCGCAGAGCUUUGCGGACCUGGCGAGCCAGCUGGAGAGGAAGAUGCGCCGCGGGGGGCUGUGGUGA